UUGGAUAACAGCCAGCAGAAAAUGUCUCAGUACUCAGGAAAAAUCACUUUCUACGAAGGCAGAUGCUUCACAGGCAGGAAGCUGGACAUCUGUGGCAGCUGCAACAGCUUCCAGGACCAAGGUUUCCUCAAUCGAGUCAACUCCAUCUGCGUCCAGAGUGGAGCUUGGGUCUGCUUCGACCACCCCGACUUCCGAGGGCAGCAGUACAUCCUGGAGCACGGCGAGUAUCCCGAUUUCUACCGCUGGAACGGACGCAGCGACCACCUGGGCUCCUGCCGGCCCAUCGGGAUGCACGGUGAGCAUUACAGGAUCGAAAUAUUCGAGGGGAGCCAUUUUAGGGGUCCCAGCAUGGAGCUGACAGAAGAUUGCUCCUUCCUCCAGGGACAAGGCUGGGACAAGACCUGCAUCAAUGCCCUCAAAGUGUACGGCGAUGGCGCGUGGGUGCUGUACGAGGAGCCCAACUACCGAGGCCGCAUGUACGUGGUGGAGCGCGGCGAGUUCAGCAGCUUCAACGAGUGGCAGGCGCGCAGUGCCAGCGUCCAGUCCAUCAGGAGAGUUGUCAACUACUUCUAG
Molecule: messenger RNA, 573 nt
Organism: Pseudopodoces humilis (Tibetan ground-tit)
Lineage: Eukaryota; Metazoa; Chordata; Aves; Passeriformes; Paridae
Gene: CRYGN
Product: crystallin gamma N
Biological process (GO): lens development in camera-type eye; visual perception
Molecular function (GO): structural constituent of eye lens
Source: RefSeq, a predicted model, not a curated record